AUGACUACAAAUUUAUCCCUCAAGCUCCCCCUGAUGGUCCUCCGCUUCAGGAAAUUAAUAACAAGUCACCCUUUAUCUGAACUGAAAACCCAUGAGGAAGUUGCAGCAGCUACAAAUUCUAAAGAGGAAGCCAAUAUUGAAGAAAGUGAAGGAGAAGCUCAUCCAGAUACAGUAGAUAAACCUUCUAAACCUGUAAGUGAAGGCGUAACUGAAGCUAAAGAGGUGGAGGCUUAUAUUGCCAUUAGAGAAGAGCUGUAUAAGAAAGCUAAAGAAUCUGAUUCCAAGAUUAUUGAUUUUAAGACUACUAUAAGAAGACAUUACUUUCAUGUCCGACCACUUAAUGUGACAGAGCUAGAAACUUGGCAAAAUUAUAUUAAUUUUAUGGAAGGAGGAGAUGUCACAACUAGCAAAUUUAGGGUCGGAAUUUGUGAUUCAUGUACAAACAAUUCCUCUAUAUAA
Molecule: messenger RNA, 459 nt
Organism: Lactuca saligna
Lineage: Eukaryota; Viridiplantae; Streptophyta; Magnoliopsida; Asterales; Asteraceae
Source: the annotation of a GenBank genome assembly